This is a messenger RNA of Paramecium sonneborni, 492 nucleotides long. The record is from the annotation of a GenBank genome assembly. Lineage: Eukaryota; Ciliophora; Oligohymenophorea; Peniculida; Parameciidae.
AUGUUUUGUGUAUCAUUAGCUCUCUUUGGAACUGCUUUUUUGGGUUUUCUUGGAUACUUGAUUCAAAUUUAAAUGCCAUUUCUUAAGUUCAAAAUGAUUGAUCGAGAAACUACCCAAAAUGCUUUAUAUACAUCAAGCAUUGUAAAAUUAACUGCUUAAUUUAGAUCUAUUUUGUACUAUUUCUUAUUAUUCUAUUGUACGAUUGCUGCAAAACAAAACAAUAUCCACAAUAUAAAGUUUAUCAAUAAUGGAAAUACGAGAUACAUGAAUGAUUAUUAAAAAUAAUUAUUUAUUAUGAGUGAUUAAUAACAACUUAAAUAAGAAGUGCUAAGCAAUGAAGUCUAUAAAACAUGCUUCAAAAUUCUUCCAGUCAAUGCAUCUUAGGAAGAGUUUAAGAAAUGUAUGGGAAAUUAUAUUCAAUCUUACGAAAUCAUUUAAUAAGCCUUUGAAUAGUUUUUUAAGAAACCCAAGUUUCCCUAAUAAUAAUAAUGA